CAUAGAGUGGGCGAGGCUACACUGCGCUAUAUAAGGAGGAGCGCAGCGCCCAUUGCGCACUCUGCAUUGCUGUUCUCUCUGUGAUCGUUAAGCUGCACUUGGACAAGAUCUCAUCAUGUCAUCUGACGAAGGAAAGCUUUUUGUUGGAGGUCUGAGCUUUGAUACCAAUGAGCAGAGUCUGGAAGAUGUAUUUGGUAAAUACGGACAAAUCUCUGAAGUGGUUGUGGUGAAGGAUCGGGAGACAAAAAGAUCUCGUGGUUUUGGCUUUGUCACAUUUGAUAAUGCUGAUGAUGCAAAAGAUGCCAUGGCGGGUAUGAAUGGGAAGACUGUGGAUGGUCGUCAGAUUCGGGUUGAUCAGGCUGGGAAGUCCUCAAAUGACAGAAGAGGAGGCUACAGAGGCGGUUCAUCUGGAGGAGGAAGAGGGUUCUUCCGUGGAGGUAGAGGCCGUGGUGGUGGUGGUGGAGGAUAUGGUGGAAGCAGCCGGUUUGAAGGCGGCAGCCGAAGUGGAGGCUAUGGUGGUGGCGGUGGAUCCCGGGAUUAUUAUGGCAGCAGUGGCAGGAGUCAAAGUUACGGUGAUCGCUCAGGAGGAAGCUCAUACAGAGACGGUUAUGACAGCUACACCUCACACAACGAUUAAAAUGCCUUCCUGACUCAAGAUCGUCCUUCCAAUGGCUAUUUAUAAAGAUUUUUGGAGCUUCGCUGAAUCAAUAUGUACUAUUUUGUUCUAUUUGUCUUCACCUUUCUAUAAACAUAUUUGAUAACUGCCUCAAACCGUGGAACGGCUGUCCUAUCUGCUUUUAUUUUUAUUUGGCCCUGUUUUAUAAUUGUAGUGACAAGAACAUUUCUUGUCAUUUUGCUGUUUCCUUGAGGCUCAUUCCAUAAGUUUCCCUUUAAGUUAUGUGGAGUGCAUUGGAGAGAUCCAUUCCAUCAGCAACAGAUUCUGGUAUAGUGCUUCUUGAGGCAUUAGUUUGCUGUUGGACUUGAUCUUUGAUGCAACAUGGGCUUUUGAGUUUCCUGUUGCUGUACAUACUUCAAGGGUUUAUGGGCCCCAAAUGCUUAUAAUUUUUUUAUAUUACCCUGAGGACACAUUCCUUUAGUGUAACAAGGUAACUCAGAGCCAGAGUGCGCUGUAAAUAGUGGCUUAACCUCCUUGAUAUACCUAAAGAGAACCUCCUUCCCAAUCUCUCCAGUAACAUUUGCUUAGAAGUUUGAAACCAUUUGUUUAUACCUGUUUGUUUUUUGCCCAAAAUUGUAUCGAUAGUUAUAAAUUUCCUGUACUUUCGGCUUGACAAAGCCCAUUAUCUCCAUCUGUCCAGUAACACUUAAAAGUUCGUGAAACAAUUUGUUCAUAUUUGUUUUUUUUUUUUACUGGAAGAAAUUUGUAUCAAGUGGUUAUGAAUUUCUUGUACUCUUCAUUUUGGCUUCACGAAGCCUAUUAAAAGACCAUCUGAAAUAAAAA
This is a messenger RNA of Rana temporaria (common frog), 1459 nucleotides long. RefSeq names its product cold-inducible RNA-binding protein B-like. NCBI's taxonomy places the organism in Eukaryota, Metazoa, Chordata, Amphibia, Anura, Ranidae. Gene Ontology annotation, biological process: positive regulation of mRNA splicing, via spliceosome. The transcript has 7 exons. The record is from RefSeq and is a predicted model, not a curated record. Gene Ontology annotation, molecular function: RNA binding. Gene Ontology annotation, cellular component: spliceosomal complex. The coding region runs from base 116 to 637 and encodes 173 amino acids.